Messenger RNA from Lottia gigantea (owl limpet), 2337 nucleotides. RefSeq lists its product as hypothetical. Gene Ontology annotation, molecular function: ubiquitin protein ligase binding; protein tag activity. Bases 1 to 1602 code for a protein of 533 amino acids. NCBI's taxonomy places the organism in Eukaryota, Metazoa, Mollusca, Gastropoda, Lottiidae. Gene Ontology annotation, biological process: protein ubiquitination; modification-dependent protein catabolic process. Gene Ontology annotation, cellular component: nucleus; cytoplasm. The transcript has 2 exons. The record is from RefSeq and is a predicted model, not a curated record.
AUGCAGAUCUUUGUUAAGACUCUCACUGGAAAGACCAUCACCCUCGAAGUAGAACCAGCUGAUACCAUUGAAAAUGUAAAAGCUAAGAUCCAAGAUAAGGAAGGUAUUCCCCCAGAUCAGCAACGUCUUAUCUUUGCUGGUAAACAACUAGAAGAUGGCAGAACCCUCUCUGAUUACAACAUUCAGAAAGAAUCAACACUCCAUCUUGUACUUCGAUUGAGAGGAGGUAUGCAGAUCUUUGUCAAGACCCUCACUGGAAAGACCAUCACCCUCGAAGUAGAACCAGCUGAUACCAUUGAAAAUGUAAAAGCUAAGAUCCAAGAUAAGGAAGGAAUUCCCCCAGAUCAGCAACGUCUUAUCUUUGCUGGUAAACAACUAGAAGAUGGCAGAACCCUCUCUGAUUACAACAUCCAGAAAGAAUCGACACUCCAUCUUGUACUUCGAUUGAGAGGAGGUAUGCAGAUCUUUGUCAAGACCCUCACUGGAAAGACCAUCACCCUCGAAGUAGAACCAGCUGAUACCAUUGAAAAUGUAAAAGCUAAGAUCCAAGAUAAGGAAGGAAUUCCCCCAGAUCAGCAACGUCUUAUCUUUGCUGGUAAACAACUAGAAGAUGGCAGAACCCUCUCUGAUUACAACAUCCAGAAAGAAUCGACACUCCAUCUUGUACUUCGAUUGAGAGGAGGUAUGCAGAUCUUUGUCAAGACCCUCACUGGAAAGACCAUCACCCUCGAAGUAGAACCAGCUGAUACCAUUGAAAAUGUAAAAGCUAAGAUCCAAGAUAAGGAAGGAAUUCCCCCAGAUCAGCAACGUCUUAUCUUUGCUGGUAAACAACUAGAAGAUGGCAGAACCCUCUCUGAUUACAACAUUCAGAAAGAAUCAACACUCCAUCUUGUACUUCGAUUGAGAGGAGGAAUGCAGAUCUUUGUCAAGACCCUCACUGGAAAGACCAUCACCCUCGAAGUAGAACCAGCUGAUACCAUUGAAAAUGUAAAAGCUAAGAUCCAAGAUAAGGAAGGAAUUCCCCCAGAUCAGCAACGUCUUAUCUUUGCUGGUAAACAACUAGAAGAUGGCAGAACCCUCUCUGAUUACAACAUUCAGAAAGAAUCAACACUCCAUCUUGUACUUCGAUUGAGAGGAGGUAUGCAGAUCUUUGUCAAGACCCUCACUGGAAAGACCAUCACCCUCGAAGUAGAACCAGCUGAUACCAUUGAAAAUGUAAAAGCUAAGAUCCAAGAUAAGGAAGGAAUUCCCCCAGAUCAGCAACGUCUUAUCUUUGCUGGUAAACAACUAGAAGAUGGCAGAACCCUCUCUGAUUACAACAUUCAGAAAGAAUCAACUCUCCAUCUUGUACUUCGAUUGAGAGGAGGUAUGCAGAUCUUUGUCAAGACCCUCACUGGAAAGACCAUCACCCUCGAAGUAGAACCAGCUGAUACCAUUGAAAAUGUAAAAGCUAAGAUCCAAGAUAAGGAAGGAAUUCCCCCAGAUCAGCAACGUCUUAUCUUUGCUGGUAAACAACUAGAAGAUGGCAGAACCCUCUCUGAUUACAACAUUCAGAAAGAAUCCACACUCCAUCUUGUACUUCGACUGAGAGGUGGAAAAUAAUUUUGACAAAUUUAUCUUCAAAUCAAUUCAGUAUAGAAAUUAACCCUUGAAGCUGCUUUAAUUGUUUAUUAACUUAAAUUUUUAGAUUCAUUUGAUGGUGGGUGGGACAAAUUAGUAAUUUGAACACUGAGAACAAAUUAGUCAUUUGAUGAACACUGAGGACAAAUUAGUCAUUUGAUGAACAUUGAGGACAAAUUAGUCAUGUAGAUAAUAUUUUCAUUUGAUAGUGAGUAGGAGAACCUUGUCAUUUGAUGAUAAAUAGAAAAAUUUAGUUAUUUGAUGUCCAGUGAACAAAUUAGUUUUUAUACGCCCACAUGGAAAUGUGUUAUUGCCCUUGACUUGGGAAAAACUCUUCAAAAUUUGUUUGAACACAUUAGAGACUACAGAGUUCAAUUGAUUUUAAUGAAAUAUGGUGUGAUCAUUUAUAUUAAUGAUGUCUUGGUCAAGUUCGAAUUUAAUUUUUUUAUGAACAGUUUUUGAGUUAUUGCCCUUGACUUAAGAUACCCGCACCAAAGUUUGUUUGUGAACACAAUAGAGACUACAGUUUUCAAUUGAUUUAAAUGAAAUUUGGUUUGAUCAUUUAUAUUGAGAUCUUGGACAGUUCGAAUUUGAUAAUUCGAUGAACGAUCUUUGAGUUAUUGCCCUUGACUUACGAAAAAUGCUUCAAAGUUUGUUUGUGAACAAUUGGAGACUACAAGUUUCAAUUGAUUUUAAUGAAACAUGGUGUGAUCAUGU